Molecule: messenger RNA, 1937 nt
Organism: Prunus avium (sweet cherry)
Lineage: Eukaryota; Viridiplantae; Streptophyta; Magnoliopsida; Rosales; Rosaceae
Gene: GAE5
Product: UDP-D-glucuronate 4-epimerase 5
Source: RefSeq, a predicted model, not a curated record
ACCAAAUCAAUCUUCAAAAUACCCGUCAUAUCCUUCUCCCUCGUCUCUUCUUUAUUUGGCAAAAUCUCUCCUCAGAGUUCCCAACUUUCCCACCACCGAAUCGACCGACCUGUAUAAUUAAAUCCCUCCCUCCACCUCCUUCCACCCGGAGAAAAAAAAAACCAAUCUUUUUCUUUUUCAAAACCCCUUGAUUUUCUCACCAGCCAAACAGCCCGGAAAAACAGAAAACCAACAAAACAAACUCCCUGCAUAGCCUUUACAUAUCCCCCAUUUCCACCCCAAAACACAAACCCUAACCCUAAUUUUCUCACCCCCUGCAAAGAGAAAGAGGAAAUUAGGGUUUUUGGCGAAUUGGGCAAUGUCACAGCUGAAGCCAAUCUCACACCUUGAUAACAUACCCUCCACUCCCGGAAAGUUCAAGCUUGAAAAAUCCCAGCCCUACAUUCACCGCCUCAGGUUUCACACCUCGCUCUCCAAGCUCACUCUUUGGUCCUCGUUCUUUCUCGUCUUCAUUCUCUUUUACUACGUCCUCUCGUCGCCUUCGCCUUCUCUGCCUUCUCGCCGAUCCCUAAACGACUCUUGGGGCGGCCCGAGUUGGGAAAAACGGGUCACCCGCUCGGCCCAGAGGCGAUCGAGCCAUGGACUCACCGUCCUUGUUACCGGCGCUGCAGGCUUUGUCGGGACCCACGUUUCGAUCGCUCUGAAGCGCCGAGGCGACGGGGUUUUGGGUCUUGAUAACUUCAACCACUACUACGAGCCUCAGCUCAAGCGCGACCGCCAGAAGCUUCUAGAACGCAAUGGAGUAUUUGUCGUUGAAGGGGAUAUCAACGACUCGUCGUUGCUCAAGAAGCUCUUCGAUGUUGUGGCUUUUAGUCACAUAAUGCACCUUGCUGCACAAGCUGGGGUUCGAUACGCAAUGCAGAAUCCAGGGUCUUAUGUUCACAGCAACAUUGCUGGGUUUGUGAACAUUUUGGAAGUCUGUAAAUCAGUGAAUCCACAACCGGCGAUUGUCUGGGCUUCUUCUAGUUCGGUUUAUGGGCUCAAUUCCAAGGUACCCUUUUCGGAGAAGGAUCGAACUGACCAGCCAGCCAGUCUCUAUGCGGCUACAAAGAAGGCUGGAGAGGAGAUUGCACAUACUUAUAACCAUAUUUACGGGCUUUCGAUUACUGGGUUGAGGUUUUUCACAGUUUAUGGACCUUGGGGAAGGCCUGACAUGGCUUACUUCUUUUUCACUAAGGAUAUUUUGAAAGGGAAGCCAAUUACCAUCUUUGAAGCGCCUGAUCAUGGUUCUGUGGCCAGAGAUUUUACCUACAUUGACGAUGUUGUAAAGGGCUGCGUGGCGGCAUUGGACACAGCGAAGAAGAGUACAGGGAGUGGUGGGAAGAAGGGGGGUCCGGCUCAAUUGAGGAUAUUCAAUUUGGGGAACACGUCGCCGGUGCCAGUGAGUGAGCUGGUGAACAUUUUAGAGAAGCUUUUGAAGGUCAAGGCUAAGAAGAAGGUACUGCCAAUGCCGCGAAAUGGGGAUGUCAAGUUUACACAUGCCAAUAUAAGCUUAGCACACAAGGAGCUCAGGUACAAACCAGAGACUGAUUUGGAGACAGGGCUGAAGAAGUUUGUGCGGUGGUACCUGAGUUAUUAUCCCGGGUCUGGAAAGAAAAGUUCCUGGUGAAUUUUCUGAUUCAUAUUGUGCUUUUAAGUCACUGUACUUGUUCUUAGCAUUCAUUUACAUAUGUCUCCACCCGUUUUGCAAUCUUGGCACCAUCGCUCGUGAUACUGUUAUAAGAAGAUGGAUGUUAUUCGUUGAGGGCUUUCCAUUGCAGGGUAUACCUGAGUUGUACCAAGAAAAAAAACUGGAGGCACCUCAAUUGUUUUUCCACAUGUUGGUUCAUUUGUUUCUUUAGGUUGUUCAUUUUUAGUUUUCGCUGUACAGCCCUUGA